This is a messenger RNA of Cadophora gregata, 2202 nucleotides long. RefSeq lists its product as uncharacterized. The coding region runs from base 1 to 2202 and encodes 733 amino acids. Gene Ontology annotation, cellular component: RQC complex. Gene Ontology annotation, biological process: rescue of stalled cytosolic ribosome; ribosome-associated ubiquitin-dependent protein catabolic process. The record is from RefSeq and is a predicted model, not a curated record. Lineage: Eukaryota; Fungi; Ascomycota; Leotiomycetes; Helotiales; Ploettnerulaceae. The transcript is spliced from 2 exons.
AUGUCGAGCAGACAGUUACGAAAGCUGCAACUGCAACGUGAACUCGAGCAGGCGCAACUUCAAGCACAAGCAGAGGAGGAAGAAUCAGAAGACGAGCCCAUCGCACCUACGAAAGCAAAGCCUAGUCUAUUCGCAAACCUCGCCGCUCUUGAAGAUGAGAAUGAAGACGACGAGGACGAAGAUGAGGAGGAGAAGGACGAGGCUCCAGAACCCAUAGUAACAGCUACCCCACCCUCUGCGGCGAAGAAGGCAAAGAAGUCGAAGAAAAAGAAGAAGGCAAAAAAAGCAAAAGAGGAACCCGUGGAGAAAGAGGCUCCUAAGGCAGAUGUCGAUGAUAUUGAUGCCGCGUUGAGGGAAUUGGCACUCAAGAAACCGGCGGGAGGCCAAUAUGCAGACACGAAGCUCACGGUAGAUCCGGAAUAUGAGAGGGUGUGCGCAUUGUUGGGGAUAAAUACACAACAUUUGAAGGUAGCAAAUGAAAUGCGGAAUCUGUUUGGGAAAGCUGCUGUGGAGGUUAUGGAGGAACCAGGUGGACGAGGAGGAAGAAGACCGAGACAGCGGGGUCAGAACCAGCAGGUUGAUUUGGAGACUGCUUUGAAGGGACAUCACCAGCCUGGAAAGGGUCUCUCGGAACUGACACUACGGCGGAAUGUUUUCAUACAAGGGAAGGAUGAUUGGCCUAGAGCUACUACGGGUGGUUUGACAAUGGCUGUGGUAGAUGAUAAGACGGAUGACGGGACUGUGGAAUUUCGCUAUGUGCACGAUCAGGCAUACCAGACUUUACAACAGACUUUCCAGGGAUUUGUGGAGAUGGGAGAUCCUCAGAAUUUGAUUGGACUUUUGACUAGAAAUCCCUACCAUAUCUCCCUCCUCAUCCAAGUCAGCAAAAUCGCUAAAGACCAAACAGAUCAUGCCUUGUCAGCAGAUCUCCUUGAACGAGCAUUGUUUAGUUUUGGGAGAGCUGCUACAUCGCUAUUCCAUACGAAAUUAUCGCAAGGCAAAGCUCGAUUGGAUUUCGCUCGACCAGAAAACCGAGAACUAUGGCUGGCGGCAUACCAAUAUAUCAGGUCCUUGCUGAUGAAGGGAACAUACCGAACAGCUUUGGAAUGGGCAAAGCUCAUUCUCAGCCUGGAUCCAGAGGGAGACCCAUAUUGCAUGCGACUUCUCAUCCACCAACUUGCGCUCAAAGCUCGAGAAUUCAACUGGUUGCUGGAUGUUUCCGAAAGUGAGAUACCAGAAAUCUGGACUCCUUCAGCCCUCGAUGGAAAAUGCCAUGCAGCAUCGCAUACGACUCCUUCGCUUGCUUUUGCAGCAAUUCAACUCAAGGAGAGCACUCAAUGUAGGAAGCUGCUGAGCGCCUCGAUGCAAGCCCUGCCUUGGCUCUUCACUCACCUCUUCAAAGAACUCAACUUGGAUGCGCCACCGAGCAUAUGGGGUAUAAUGCCUCGAACCGACGCCGAGUCCCUCUUCACAGAGAUGUACGUCCUUCAGACUAAAGAUCUUUGGAAUACCCCCGAAGCCACUGCCUUAAUCAUGGAAGUCGCACACACCAUUCCAAAGGUCAAUGCGGACUCGAUCCCCAAACUCGACAACAAGGAAAUGACGCUCGACGUCGUCCGCUUCGUUUACCUCGACAACACACCAGCCAUUAUGGCCCUCGCACCAAGCCACCUCCUCCACCGAAGCAACAACUCAGACGCGGACCCCCUACCACCAGACAUCAACAUCUACUCAUACGAAUCGCAGCGUCUCGCAAUCGAAGGCCGCGCUCGGGACACCAGAGGUCUUGGGGGCAAUUAUCUCAACCCACUCGCUGCUCUACGCGCUCUCAUCCCUGGUUUCCCUCGCGGCUCAGACGACGACGAUUUCGAUAUGAGCGAUGAGGAGUUUCCCGAAGCUAUGCGUCGCGAACUGGAAGCUGCUAUCUUGCAAAAUGUCGCGAGACAGGAGGAGCCAGGGGAAGAUGAUGGCGAAGACGAUAACGCGGAGCCGGCUGAUGGGAUUGGUGGGGAUUAUAGACAUACGGAUGGGAGUCUUGCGCGGAGGGUUCUGAAUAUGCUGUGGGGGUCGGGACAGCCGCCGGCCCAGCAGGAUGAGGAUAGUGAGGGCGAGAGUGAAAAUACGGAUACGGAUGAGGAGAUGCCGGAGUUGUUGGGGGAGGAUGAGGUGGGUCGUGGUGGGCCGGAGGCGAGAAAUAGAUAG